Mus musculus (house mouse) is the source of this 2988-nucleotide messenger RNA. RefSeq names its product 1,4-alpha-glucan branching enzyme 1 (gene Gbe1). Lineage: Eukaryota; Metazoa; Chordata; Mammalia; Rodentia; Muridae. Gene Ontology annotation, molecular function: catalytic activity; 1,4-alpha-glucan branching enzyme activity; hydrolase activity, hydrolyzing O-glycosyl compounds. The record is from RefSeq and is marked validated. Gene Ontology annotation, cellular component: cytosol. Gene Ontology annotation, biological process: glycogen biosynthetic process; carbohydrate metabolic process. The coding region runs from base 205 to 2313 and encodes 702 amino acids. The transcript has 16 exons.
AGGGCUCCAGGGGCCGGCCCCGUGAGUGGGCGGGGGCCCGCGCUGAGGACGUGUGUCCCGGGCUCACCCUGGCCCGCUCCGCCGCUAUAAAGGGCAAGUCCCCGGCGGCUCGCCUAGGCUCGCCCGGCUCCGCCCUGCCGCUCGCACUCCACUCGGCCCACUCGACCCUCUCGGGCCUCGGCUACUCGGGCUGCUGCGGCGAAGAUGGCGGCGCCGGCGGCUCCUGCGGCAGGGGAAACGGGCCCCGAUGCUCGUCUGGAGGCCGCCUUGGCCGACGUGCCGGAGCUGGCCCGACUCCUGGAGAUUGACCCGUACCUGAAGCCCUUCGCCGCGGACUUCCAGCGCAGGUAUAAGAAGUUUAGCCAGGUUUUGCAUGACAUUGGAGAGAAUGAAGGUGGGAUCGAUAAGUUCUCCAGAGGCUAUGAGUCAUUUGGCAUCCACAGAUGUUCUGAUGGUGGCAUCUACUGCAAAGAAUGGGCCCCAGGAGCAGAAGGAGUUUUUCUUACUGGAGAAUUCAGUGGUUGGAAUCCAUUUUCUCACCCAUAUAAAAAGCUGGAAUACGGAAAAUGGGAGCUGUAUAUCCCACCCAAGCAGAACAAAUCCCCCCUGAUACCUCAUGGGUCCAAGCUGAAGGUAGUUAUUACUAGUAAGAGUGGCGAGAUACUGUAUCGCAUUUCCCCAUGGGCAAAGUAUGUGGUUCGUGAGAACAACAACGUGAACUAUGAUUGGAUACACUGGGCUCCAGAAGACCCCUAUAAAUUCAAGCAUUCCAGACCUAAGAAACCAAGAAGCCUAAGAAUUUAUGAAUCUCAUGUGGGAAUUUCUUCCCACGAAGGAAAAAUAGCUUCUUACAAACAUUUUACCAGCAAUGUACUACCAAGAAUCAAAGACCUUGGGUAUAACUGCAUUCAGUUGAUGGCGAUCAUGGAACAUGCUUACUAUGCCAGUUUUGGGUACCAAAUCACGAGCUUUUUUGCAGCUUCAAGUCGUUAUGGAACUCCUGAAGAGCUGAAAGAACUUGUUGACACAGCACAUUCGAUGGGCAUUGUAGUCCUCCUAGAUGUGGUUCAUAGCCAUGCUUCAAAAAAUUCAGAAGAUGGGUUAAACAUGUUUGAUGGGACCGAUUCCUGUUAUUUUCACUCUGGACCCCGAGGGACCCAUGAUCUUUGGGACAGUAGAUUAUUUAUCUAUUCCAGCUGGGAAGUUUUAAGAUUCCUUCUGUCGAACAUAAGAUGGUGGUUGGAGGAGUACUGCUUUGAUGGCUUCCGUUUUGAUGGUGUCACCUCUAUGCUCUAUCAUCACCACGGAAUGGGUCAAGGUUUUUCGGGUGACUAUAAUGAAUAUUUUGGACUACAAGUAGAUGAAGAUGCUUUGAUUUAUCUCAUGUUGGCAAAUCAUUUGGCUCACACGUUGUACCCAGACUCGAUAACAAUAGCAGAGGAUGUAUCAGGGAUGCCGGCUCUCUGUUCUCCAACUUCCCAGGGAGGCGGUGGUUUUGACUACAGAUUAGCAAUGGCUAUUCCAGAUAAAUGGAUCCAAUUACUUAAGGAAUUUAAAGAUGAAGACUGGAAUAUGGGCAAUAUAGUGUAUACUCUCACCAAUCGACGCUACCUUGAAAAAUGUGUGGCUUAUGCAGAGAGUCAUGAUCAGGCAUUGGUUGGUGACAAGACACUGGCGUUUUGGUUGAUGGACGCUGAGAUGUACACGAACAUGAGCGUUCUGGCCCCUUUCACUCCAGUAAUUGAUCGAGGAAUACAGCUUCAUAAGAUGAUUCGUCUCAUCACUCACGGGCUCGGUGGAGAAGGCUAUCUCAAUUUCAUGGGUAAUGAGUUUGGGCAUCCUGAAUGGUUGGACUUCCCAAGGAAAGGAAAUAAUGAGAGUUACCAUUAUGCCAGAAGGCAGUUUAAUUUAACCGACGAUGACCUUCUUCGCUAUAAGUUCCUAAAUAACUUUGACAGAGAUAUGAAUAGACUGGAAGAAAGAUGUGGUUGGCUUUCAGCUCCACAGGCCUACGUGAGUGAAAAACAUGAAGCCAAUAAGACAAUCACCUUUGAGAGAGCAGGACUUCUCUUUAUUUUCAACUUCCACCCAAGCAAGAGCUAUACGGACUACCGAGUCGGGACAGCAACACCAGGGAAGUUCAAAAUUGUACUAGAUUCUGACGCAGCGGAGUAUGGAGGUCAUCAGAGACUGGACCACAACACCAACUACUUUGCUGAGGCUUUUGAACAUAAUGGGCGCCCCUAUUCUCUUCUGGUGUACAUUCCAAGCCGAGUGGCUCUCAUCCUUCAGAAUGUGGAUCUGCAAAACUGAAGAGACCUACACUCAGCCCAUCUCACGCCGACGUGUUGCCGCUGAUCCCCCUCACAGUGUUGAUAGCGUGUAAGCUUUGCAAAACACUGCUGUCUAGCCAAAACAUCAGGCUGGAACUCAGCGUUGGAAUACGCAAACAUAUAAGUUGCUUAUGAAGGAUGUGCUUAAAAUAUUAGCAACGUCUAUUUCAAAGCCAUCCAAGAAAUUAGGAUUUGCAAAUGAAGUGUAGCACAUGAUAAUUUUUAAAUAUUACUUUUCUGGCAAAGCAUUCGAUUCUUUCAUUUUAAAUUUGAAUUAUUCAUCAGGCAUGAUUAUUUUGGCUGUAGUAAAAAUAUUUUUUGAGAUAGAUAUUUGGUGGCCUUAUUUGUUCUAUAUCUACUUGUCUUAAUGAUGAGGUACUGAGUUUGUUUCUUUGCUGUGUUUUUUAAUUGUGUUUAGAAAUACUGUAUUAAACACAUAGCACUAAUAUAAAAUGAGAAUCUUAUAAAAGAUGAUAUAAAAAUUCGUAUCUGUGCCUCACUUUGCAUUAAGUUCUAUCUUGUACUCUCCUGUCCGUAUACUGUUUCAGUAGACGCUGAUAUUUCACUCUUCUGAAGACUUGAAGUGGUCAUUGUAGCAUUUCUGAUAAUGUCUUUCACUUUCAUCAAUAAAAAGAAAAAUGCCAAAUUGCAUUGA